AUGAGUGGCAGUGUGUUCAGUUCAGGAGACCCAUGGGAGAAUGGAUGGGCAUCUAAUGACAAUGAUAAUAUAAGGUCACCUACUAUUCCAGGUUUUGAUUCAGGAAGUACAUAUUUAACGUCAUCACAAUUGCUCAGUCAUGAACAUAAAGGAGAUUCAGAUAUUUCAGGAGAAUUCCCAGCAUCUUAUGGCAAAGUGUAUUCUGAAUUAUCCGAAGAGAUAUCUACAGUGACUGAUUUGGAAAGAUUAGUGGUUAAUAAAUUAGUGGAUGCUGGCUAUUUAACAAACUAUCAAAGUUCAAAAAUAUUAAAUACAUUAUAUGAUCAUGCCAUCUUACCACCAUCUGAAAAAGCCAAUUUUGAAAGAACUUUAGGGCUCAUUGCAUUGGAAUUGGAUGCAGCUGGAACUGGCGAAUACGUAACCUUACAAAUGAGACUCAAUAAUUUGCCUGAAUUAUCUGACAAAGUAGUUCAUUUACUUAUAAAUAAAGGCGACAAUAUAGGGACUAAAGAUAUUACAGAUCCAUUGGGUGCUCAAUUAGCAAACACCGGAUUAACCGAAAAUGAUGGGAAUGAAUGGCAUACGGCUGCAUCAGAGCAAAAAGCAGGCGGCCAAGCAAGUAUUUUAUCGGAUCCUAUACUCACCGAUCAUACUGCUGUACAGAAAAGUCAUCUAGAAGGUGGAGACCAACAACCUAUUGACCAUUCGCAUAUUACCAAAUAUAUCAACGAUAUAAGAGAUACCUUUACGCCAUUAGUUGAUACCAAGGAAACCAUCAAAAUAAAGGAAGUACCUGAAAAGGAAGGAUUGGUUUUUAAGCACAUAAAUUACAUUAUAUCCCAUGAUCUAAACUUGGGUAUGCAUGGGCCAGCAGGAAUGAAGAAAGUUAUCAGAAGAUAUUCUGACUUCGUAUGGUAUGUAAUUGAGUUUGAUUUUUGUCAGCACAUUGUACUAACUUAA
This is a messenger RNA of Debaryomyces fabryi, 960 nucleotides long. RefSeq lists its product as uncharacterized. Gene Ontology annotation, biological process: protein targeting to vacuole; retrograde transport, endosome to Golgi. Gene Ontology annotation, molecular function: phosphatidylinositol-3-phosphate binding. Gene Ontology annotation, cellular component: endosome. The transcript has a single exon. The coding region runs from base 1 to 960 and encodes 319 amino acids. The record is from RefSeq and is a predicted model, not a curated record. NCBI's taxonomy places the organism in Eukaryota, Fungi, Ascomycota, Pichiomycetes, Serinales, Debaryomycetaceae.